This is a messenger RNA of Osmerus eperlanus (European smelt), 2595 nucleotides long. RefSeq lists its product as uncharacterized. Bases 64 to 2373 code for a protein of 769 amino acids. Gene Ontology annotation, molecular function: structural constituent of cytoskeleton. Gene Ontology annotation, cellular component: cytoplasm; intermediate filament. Gene Ontology annotation, biological process: intermediate filament organization. NCBI's taxonomy places the organism in Eukaryota, Metazoa, Chordata, Actinopteri, Osmeriformes, Osmeridae. The record is from RefSeq and is a predicted model, not a curated record. The transcript has 13 exons.
AAAUCUUCUCCACUCGUACAGAAGGACAGACGGAGCAUCUUUCCCCUCCCAGACACCGCCACCAUGAGUCGCUCCCCGGAGAGAAUGUCGUCGUACCGCCGCCACUUUGAGGACACUAGAGCCACGUCUAUCCAGGUCCGGAUGUCCAGCCCUUCUCCUGUCAGGAGGCAGGAUGGCCGGCAAGCCUCGGCCAGCUACUCCCGAAGCAUGGCCACCACCAAUAGCAUGAGGGCCGAGGGGCGCCGCACCGUGUCCGCGGCACGCAAAACCCGCACCACGGGCCUCGGUGGCGGGACUCUGUGCGUGGGCUUUGGUGGCGAGAAAGCCAUCGACCUGGACGUGGCCGCCGCGGAGAACCAGGAGUUCCUCGCCACGCGCAGCGGCGAGCGCAAGGAGAUGGUCGUGCUCAACGACAGGCUGGCUGCCUACAUCGAAAAGGUCCGCUCCCUGCAGCAGCAGAAUGCCCUGCUGGAGACGGAGAUCGAGGCCUACCAGAACCGGUUCCAGAAGCCGUCGGGUCUGAGGCUGCUGUACGAGGAGCAGCUGAAGGAGAUGAAGAGAGUCUCGGAUCAGAUGAAGGUCCAGAGGGAACUUGCGCUUGCAGCCAAGCAGGCCAUGAGUGGCCAGCUGGAGGCCAUCAAGAUCAGGUACGAGGAGGCCGUGGAGCUGAGGAGGAAGGCUGAGCUGGAGAUCGAAGCCUUCCGUCCGGACGUGGACGCGGCCACCUCCACCCGCAUUGUUCUGGAGAAGCGCCUGGAGCAGCUGGAGGUGGAGAUCGAGUUCCUGCAGAGGGUUCACCAGCAGGAAAUCGAGGAGCUGCUGAAGCAGAUCUAUUCGGCUCAUGCCCAGGCUCAGAGUGCUUUCGCCUUGCCGGACCUCUCGGCUGCACUCAAACAGAUCCAGAGUCAGUACGACGACAUCGCAGCCAAGAACCUGAAGGAAAUGGAUAACUGGUAUCAAUUGAAGUUCGAGGAUAUAAGCAGCAAAACUACAAAAAGCGUGGACGUGGUCCGGAACGUCCGGCAGGAGAUAACCGGCGCCAAGAAAGAUAUCCAGAACAAGGAGCGUGACAUGGAGUCUCUGAGGACCAAAGGGGACGCCCUGGAGGCCCAGAUCCGAGAGACCCAGGAGCGACACAAGAAAGAGCUGGAGGACAUGCAGGCCCGCAUCCAAGCCCUUCACCUGGAGCUGAAGUCCACCAAGGAGAAGAUCGCACUGCACCUGAGGGAGUACCAGGACCUGCUGAACAUGAAGAUGGCUCUCGAGAUCGAGAUCACCACCUACAGGAAGCUGAUUGAGGGCGAGGACUCUCGCCUCUCCACUAUGGUGCAGAGCAUGUCUCUGAUGAGCAGCAGUAUGACUGCCAUCGGUAGUGGAAUGAGCAUGGGCUUUGGAGGAGGGAUGGGAGGAGGAGGAAUGGGAGGAGGAGGAAUGGGAGGAGGAGGAAUGGGAGGAGGAGGGAUGGGAGGAGGGAUGGGUGGAGCAGGAGGAUUGGGAGGAGGGGUAGGAAUGGGUGGAGCAGGAGGAGGAAUGGGAGGAGGAGGGAUGGGUGGAGCAAGAGGAACGGGAGGAGGAGGAGGGAUGGGAGGAGGAGGGAUGGGUGGAGCAGGAGGAAUGGGAGGAGGAAUGGGUGGAGCAGGGAUGGGUGAAGCAGGAGGAAUGGGAGCAGGAGGGAUGAGUGGAGGAGGAAUGGGAGAUGGAAUGGGAGGAGGAGGGAUGGGAGGAAUGGGUACAGGAGGAGGAGGAAUGGGUGCAGGAGGAGUAGGGGGAGGAAGAGUUGGAAUGGGUGGAGGAGGAGGAGGAAUGGGAGGAGUAGGAGAUGGAGGAAUGGGUCCAGGAGAUAUGAGUAAAGGAGGCUAUGGUGCUGGAUUAGGGGAAGGACUUGGAGCUGGGGAUAUUGGAGGAUCUGGAAUUGGAAAUGGUGUUGGUGGAAUAGGAGGAGGAAUGGGUGGAGGAGUAGGUGGUGGAGGAGGAAUGGGAGGAGGAGCAGGAGGAGGAGUAGGUGGAGGAAUGGGUGGAGGACCUGGAGGAGCUGGAGAAGGAGGAAUGGGAGGAGGAGGAGUUGGAGGAGUGGGUGGAGGAACUGGAGGAGUGGGAAUGGGUGGAGGAGCAGUAGGAGUAGGAGGUGGAGUAGGAGGAAUGGGAGGAGGAGUUGGAGGAGGAGUGGGUGGAGGAAGAGCAGGAGGUCCUGGGGUUGUGGCUGGAGGAAAUGGAGUGAAGGUGAACCGCUCCCAGCAGCAGGCGGUGGAGAUGACAGAGAGGAGAACCGUGCUGAUAAGGACGGUGAAGACAGACGAGGAUGUGCUGGAGACAGACCAGCAGGAGCAGACCUACAUCAUCUCUGGAGCUGCCGAUGACUCUGAUGAAGAGUAAGCUGGGUGACCUCUUCGUACACCCUCCUGCCCCUUUUCCCGCCACCCCUCAAGCUUUUUCCUGAUGACCUGCAUCUGACCUAUGAUCUCUGACCUGGACACAAGGCCCUAGCCUUCACAACCCUUAUGUUAGGUCCAGAAGCCUUUCCUAGGUUCUUAACAUAUCCCUUAAAACUGCUUACAAAUGAUUGUAUCCACAUCAAAUAAAGUUCUUAACAAUAAA